AUGGCUUCUCUGUUCUUCCCCAACUUCGGCGGCCUCUUCCAAGCCUCCAUACUAGUCGUCAAUGCCAUAGCCAUCCUUUCCGAAGAUCGAUUCCUUGCACGAACUACAACAGUCGGCUGGGGCACAAGUCAACAGUCCGAGCCAUCCUUUGGCGGCGGCAUGCAAGACAACACCAGCGUCAAGGCCAAGAUGAUCAACCUGAUCAGUUCUGUGCGGACGUUGAUGAGGAUACCGCUCAUCUUCCUGAAUCUACUCAUCAUAGUCUGGGCCAUUGCGUUUGGUUGA
Recurvomyces mirabilis is the source of this 285-nucleotide messenger RNA. RefSeq lists its product as uncharacterized. NCBI's taxonomy places the organism in Eukaryota, Fungi, Ascomycota, Dothideomycetes, Mycosphaerellales, Teratosphaeriaceae. The record is from RefSeq and is a predicted model, not a curated record. Bases 1 to 285 code for a protein of 94 amino acids. The transcript is spliced from 4 exons. Gene Ontology annotation, cellular component: COPII-coated ER to Golgi transport vesicle; endoplasmic reticulum membrane; Golgi membrane. Gene Ontology annotation, biological process: endoplasmic reticulum to Golgi vesicle-mediated transport.